AUGGCCGGACCUGCUGCGGUGGAUAACUCAGCUGUCGGGUAUGCGCACCUCCUGGACCCGAACAGGAAAUGGUACAACAACUGGCGAAUCAUCGCGCUUAAUGGUUGGAUUGUCCUCUUCCUCAUCACGUCGUCGACAAAUGGAUUCGAUGGGAGUAUGAUGAAUGGGCUGCAAUCAUUGAGUCAAUGGCAAGAUGCAUUCAACCAUCCUUCCAACGGUCUGCUGGGACUUCUCAAUGCAAUCCAGAAUAUCGGAUCCCUUGCUGCAUAUCCCUUUGCACCUUACGCAUCUGAUUAUAUGGGCAGGCGUCCGACUGUUUUUCUUGGCGCUUGCAUUAUGGUUGGCGCAACGGCGAUUCAGACGGCUUCUCAGUCUGUCAAUAUGUUCAUUGGUGCUCGCUUCUUGAUCGGAUUUGGCCUUAGUUUUGCGGCUAAUUCUGCCCCGAUGCUUGUUUCCGAGAUUUCCUAUCCGCCUUACCGUGCUUCCCUAACGUCGCUUUACAACUCCUUAUGGUAUUCCGGUUCAAUCAUAGCCGCGUGGACAACCUUUGGCAGUUUUAAAAUCCCCAACUCCUGGGCCUGGCGUACUCCCUCUCUACUUCAGGGACUCCCAGCCGUCCUGCAAGUAUGCUUGGUUUGGUUCGCACCAGAAUCUCCCAGAUGGCUUAUGAGCAAGGGUCGUGAGGCUCAGGCUCUGCACACCCUGGCUUACUACCAUGCUGACGGAAACGAAUCUGACCCACUCGUGCAAUACGAGUUCGAAGAGAUCAAAGCCGCCCUCGAAUUCGACAGGACUGUCGCCGCGAACGUCGGUUGGAAGUCCUUCAUCACUUCACCGGGAAACCGCAAACGCCUACGCAUCAUCGUUGCGAUCGCGUUCUUCUCGCAAUGGUCGGGCAACGGGCUUGUUUCAUACUACCUCAAUAAGGUCUUCGACGCUAUCGGAAUUACCGACCCGACCACUCAAUUACUCAUCAAUGGUAUCUUGCAAAUUUGGAACCUGGCCGUGGCAGUGACAGCAUCGUUCCUUGCUGAGCGCUUAGGUAGACGGGUGCUGUUCAUGACUUCGUGCAUUGGUAUGGUGGUAUUUUGGACCGGGCAGACUAUCUGCUUUAAACUAUCCAACGACGGGAAUACAGCGGCUGCUCAUGGCACGAUAGUGUUUAUAUUCCUAUUCUACAUGGCAUAUGAGUAUGUGGCCUUCAUAUUUCUUCAUCGUAAACAACGACUUACGGAAUCCCAAAGCAUUGCCUUCACCCCUCUAAUCGUAUCUUACACGGUCGAGAUCUUACCGUAUCAUCUUCGUGCAAAAGGAUUUAAUAUCUUCAACUUCACAAUCUCCCUCGCCCUUAUUUUCAACCAAUACGUCAAUCCGAUCGCCCUCGGCAAGCUGUCGUGGCGUUACUAUAUCGUAUACGCAUGCUGGCUUCUCUUCGAGACCGCGUUCUGUUACGUCUACAUCAUUGAGACGAAGGGACGCACGCUCGAGGAAACCGCAGCGUUGUUCGACGGCGUGAAUGCCGCGGAGUUCGUCUCGGGCCCUGUUGUACACGGCGAGAAAGAAAGUACUGAGGGGAGUGAGAAAGCAGAGUCUGGUAUCCAUGUGGAGAGACUCGCAUAA
This is a messenger RNA of Fomitiporia mediterranea MF3/22, 1620 nucleotides long. Its product is annotated as hexose transporter. Gene Ontology annotation, molecular function: carbohydrate:proton symporter activity. Gene Ontology annotation, cellular component: membrane. NCBI's taxonomy places the organism in Eukaryota, Fungi, Basidiomycota, Agaricomycetes, Hymenochaetales, Hymenochaetaceae. The coding region runs from base 1 to 1620 and encodes 539 amino acids. The record is from RefSeq and is a predicted model, not a curated record. Gene Ontology annotation, biological process: carbohydrate transport; transmembrane transport. The transcript has 9 exons.